AUGUCUUGGAAUCAACCCGAACCAAAUGGGUACAGAUGUAAUGAAGAUAACGUGGUUCAUCCCAGCUCAGCAGACCAUGAAUUCAAUUUCAAAGACGGUUCUUUUGAUCUCACCAGUCGGGAGCGAGACCCUGGUUAUUUGAUUCUCCCUUCCACGAUCACAGUAGUGCCGCAGGAAAAAAAUUGUUUUCAAGACGACGCUGAUGACUUGUCUGAUUCUGUUUUCAAGGAGAUAGCGGAAAUGCUCAUGGCUGACGACACGGACCAGAAGUCGGUGGAUACAUCCUUCGACCCUUUGGCCCUCAAAGCUGCCGAGAAAUCUUUGUACGAAGUUUUGGGUCAAAAGUAUCCUCACUCACACGAUGAUCAGGCCGUUCUCUGCGCCAACAGCUUGAGUGGGAUGAUUCACUCUUCUCCAAGCACACUCCCUUUUGCUAGUUCUUGUAAUGGGAUGGAGGAGACUAGUAGCACUAAUUAUUUCUUCCGCCCUGAAAAUCAAUAUUCGUCGAUUAUCGAUACUGAGAACUAUGAUUCGCCUCCCAUGUCAAAGUGUGACACUCCAAAGAAAGAGAGGGAGAAUCUGCGUAGUGGUGCAGAGAGGAAGAAGGAUCUGCGCGGGAAGAAUGUAGAUUAUGUAGAAGAAGGAAGGAGUAAUAAGCGAUUAACAAUUUACACCGAAAUUUAUACCGAAGAAGAUGAGUUAGCAGAGAUGUACGAUAGGAUUUUGCUUUGUCCCGACGAUAGUAAAAAGCUUCAGGUGUUCACUUCAGAUGAUGAUGAGGUUCCACAAAAUGGACGAACAGGCAUAUAUGAUGCUAAGAAGAGUAGCAUAAAGAAAACUCUCGGUAAGAACAGAAGAGCAGGAUUGAGGAGACUCCUUCUUCUAUGUGCACAAGCUGUUGCUUUCAAUGACAGCGUCACUGCACAUAAACUAUUAAAUCAGAUUAGGCAGCAGUCUUCUGCUCUUGGCGAUGGAUCAGAAAGGACUGGCCAUUAUUUUGCCAAUGCCCUUGAAGCACGCUUGGGCGGCACAGGGUUUCAAAGUUAUGCUGCUUCAUCUCUCCAAAGGCUAUCAGUAGUCCAUCAAUUCAGACUUUACCGAGCUAUUGCCUUGGCGUGCCCAUUCUUUGGGACCCAUUUUUCUUUUUCCAAUCACAACAUUCUAAAUUUAGUCGAAAAAGUAUCAACACUUCAUAUUAUAGAUUUGGGUUUCUCCUACGGCUUUCAAUGGCCCAAAUUUAUUCAAGAUCUUUCUGUCAGACUGGGUGGACCUCCCAAGCUUCGCAUUACAGUGAUAGUGUCUCCUAAAUUCGGUCUCCAAGCAGCAAAAUUAGGUGAGAAUGUGGGGCAUCGUUUGAUAAGGUAUUGCAAGCGCUUUAAUGUUCCAUUUGAGUACUAUUUAAUAACACAAAAAUUGGAAAAUAUCCAAAUAGAAGAUCUCAAGAUCGAUGGAAACGAGUUAACUAUUGUGAAUUGCCUACGACAGCUUGAGUAUCUAUUUGAUGAGACAAUUAUGAAAAAUAGUCCAAGGACUUCCGUUCUAAAGUUAAUCUUGAAAAUAAAUCCAAAUAUUUUCAUCCUUGGUAUAAAUAACGGAUCCUACAAUUCGCCCUUCUUUAUCCCACGUUUUCGAAACACACUUCUUGGAUUCUCAUCUUGGUUUGAUAUGUUUGAUAAUAUUUUAAGUCAUGAAGAAUGGGCAAGGUUAAUGUUUGAGAAACAGUAUUUUGGGCCCAAUAUUAUGAAUGUCAUAGCAUGUGAGGGUUUGGACAGAGUUGAUAGGACGGCGACAUACAAGUACUGGCAGGUUCAGAUUAUGAACAUGGGAUUCAGGCAACUCCCAUUAGAUUCAGAGCUCGUGAAAAUAUUGAGGGCUAAGAUGGCAUCUAACUAUGAUAAGAAUUUUUUUAUUAAUGAAGAUGGUCAUUGGGCGGUGCAGGGAUGGAAAGGUCGAGUUUUGCGUGCCAUCUCUUGUUGGAUUCCUGCAAGAGAGUCUUAA
Molecule: messenger RNA, 1998 nt
Organism: Malania oleifera
Lineage: Eukaryota; Viridiplantae; Streptophyta; Magnoliopsida; Santalales; Ximeniaceae
Product: scarecrow-like protein 14
Exons: 1
Coding region: 1-1998 (665 amino acids)
Biological process (GO): regulation of DNA-templated transcription
Cellular component (GO): nucleus
Molecular function (GO): sequence-specific DNA binding; DNA-binding transcription factor activity
Source: RefSeq, a predicted model, not a curated record